Molecule: messenger RNA, 6899 nt
Organism: Paramisgurnus dabryanus
Lineage: Eukaryota; Metazoa; Chordata; Actinopteri; Cypriniformes; Cobitidae
Gene: lipeb
Product: lipase, hormone-sensitive b
Biological process (GO): triglyceride catabolic process; cholesterol metabolic process
Cellular component (GO): cytosol
Molecular function (GO): triacylglycerol lipase activity; sterol ester esterase activity
Source: RefSeq, a predicted model, not a curated record
GUUGUACUGUGUGCUUUAACAAACUGUCAUGUUUUAUUCAUGUGUUUUUAAGCAGGUGUCGCUUACCGGGUUAUCCUGGCUGAGUUUAAAGCACAGAAACUGAACACUUUGUUGUCCAUUAUUGAUGCAAUAAUAUUCAAUCAACAAUAUUUUUGCUUUCAAAUGUAGAUUAGUAAUGGACACCAAGGCAGUAUUUACUGCCCUCUAUGAUGUGUGUGAAGAGAAUGCCACCUUCUUCUCCGGGGCCACCAAAGGCCAAGCCGGAGAUGCCACUCAGCGCCUGGUGGAUUCCAUGAGGACCAUUCAGGAACAUGCACGUGGCCUGGAGCCUGUCAUCAUUGGAUUCGCUGGCAUCUACCACCAUUUUGAUUUUGACCCUCAUAUUCCUGCCAAUGGAUAUCGUUCUCUUGUUAAGGUUGUGCGCUGUUGCAUCCUGCACAUUAUCCACAAAGGCCGGUAUAUCACUUCUAACAGACGAAGCAUCUUCUUCCGUGCGAGCCACAAUGCAGCGGAGAUGGAGGCAUACUGCAGCGCUCUCUGUCAGCUUAGGGCACUCCUCUAUCUAGCUCAGAGAUUGCUGCAUGACAACAGCCAUGGCAAUCUCUUUUUCCAGGAGGAAAGUGGCCUCAGUCAGAGCUUCCUAAGAGAGUACGCCUCUAUGCACAAGGGGUGCUUCUACGGCCGCUGUGUCGGAUUUCAGUUUACGCCUUCCAUUCGUCCAUCCCUUCAGUCAAUUACUAUAGGCCUGGUUGCUUUUGGAGAGAACUACAAGAAGCACCAAUCUGGUAUAGGGGUAGCAGCCAGUUCGUUCUUCACCUCUGGGAAAUAUGCUAUUGACCCUGAACUCAGAGGUCAGGAGUAUGAACGCAUUACUCAAAACCUGGACGUUCAUUUUUGGAAGACAUUCUGGAACAUUACAGAGACUGAAAUUCUGUCGAGUCUAGUGUGUAUGACGGCCACACAGGUGAAGGUGAAUCGAGCUCUUUCCGUCCCUCCUUUGCCCUUCGAUCUGCCGUUGGCGUCGAAUCCCACCCGCACAGUGACUGUGUCUCCUCCGACAUCUCACAUUGGUUUGGGGCCUGUGCAGAUGAGAUUGAUCUCUCAUGAGCUGAGAGAAGGACAGGACAGUGAGAAAUUACUAGCAAUGUGUCGCUCAGAGGGAGGUCCCAUCUCAAUUUCCUUAAGCCUGAAGACUAAGCGCAGUCCUCCUUCACCCUGGCUGCUGGUGCACUUCCAUGGAGGAGGCUUUGUGGCACAAACUUCCAAAUCGCAUGAGCCCUAUCUGAGGGGCUGGUCUCAAGACCUGAAUGCACCCAUCCUCUCAGUGGACUACUCGCUGGCUCCUGAGGCUCCAUUUCCCCGGGCUUUAGAAGAAUGCUUUUAUGCCUACUGCUGGGCCAUCAAGAACCACAAUCUACUGGGUUGGACUGGCGAGCGUGUGUGUUUGGCUGGUGACAGUGCAGGGGGAAACCUGUGUCUGACCGUGUCGAUGAGGGCAGCAUCUCACGGCGUGCGUAUGCCAGAUGGUAUCGUGGCCGCAUACCCUGCCACUCUCCUCACCGCGUAUGCCUCGCCCUCCCGUCUUCUCACCCUCAUGGACCCUCUGCUGCCCCUCAGUGUGCUCUCACGUUGCCUCAGCGCAUAUGCAGGUACAGACCCACAGGUGGAGAAGCAGGUGGAGACUUUGAGCACUUUGAGUAUGGUGCGCAGAGAUACUGCCCUGCUCCUCCGAGACAUCAAACAGGGGGCCACCAACUGGAUCCAUUCCUUUUUAGAUAGAGGAACUGCAGAUUCGGUUAGACAGAGCGUAUCAGAGGCAUCUCUGACCUCUCCGCAUGCAGAUCCUCCGGUGCCUGCUGAAUCUAAGUACUCUCUGGAGAAAGUCUCUAUGAAGAGUCAAACAUGCCAAGACUUGGGCAUCCACAUGAACAGCAACCCCAGCGAGGAAAAAAAUGCCAACCAUCUUUCCGCCACCACGGCCAACCACAGCUCCAUCCUUGACAUCACCCUGACACCUGAGAGCAAGCCAGGGGACGUGAGUUUCUUCCUCUGUAAAGAAGUGGAUCCUGUCGUGUCAGAAUCCUUUUCGUCAGUGGCCAUUCCGCCCCCUGAUGGUGAGGAGGACUCUGAGAACCCCCGGGAGUUUCCAGUGGACUUUGAGCCUCUGCGCUCAGAGCAGUUAGCAGAAAUGACUGUACAAAAUUCACCUAUCGUCAGGAACCCCUACAUGUCACCUCUUCUAGCUCCAGACAGCAUGCUAAAGGGUCUCCCUCCUGUACACAUAGUGGCCUGUCAUCUGGACCCCAUGCUGGACGACUCUGUGAUGUUUGCCAAAAGACUGCGAAAUAUCGGCCAGCCGGUGACCCUGUGUGUCGUAGAUGACCUUCCGCAUGGCUUUCUCAGUCUGUCUCAACUUUCAAGAGAGACUCGGGAGGCUACUAACAUAUGCAUGGAGCGAAUUAAGGAUGUCUUUACCAUGAAAGACCCUCCUCCGGAGAUGCGGAAGCACCGCAAACUAGAACGGACCAAUCAGAUGGGUUCUGCUAACAAGAGCGACCAAGUUCAGCUUUCGCAAGCGGCUGCACAGGAGGAUGAAGAGGAGGGGUUAGUUGUUGGGGGAGGAGCUUUUGAUGUAUGCGGGAAGGAGCUUGAUGGGUUUUCCCCUCCCACUAAACCUAAAGCCGAAAAGAUUACAGGGUAGAAUUUGGGCUUGCAGUGUUUUUAUACAGGAGCCAAAAGUAAGGUCACAUUAUUAAAUAAUGGCAAUCAGGGCUGAAUAAAUCUGAAUUAAGGAAUGAGUCAUGGCACCAGUUAUUAAAUUCUGAAUUAUAAGACACCAUUAAGUUUAAUAGAGGAAAAAAGAGAAAAUUAGAAGUUUAAUUACACAAUCAUGAUCACACCCACAUGCACUGUUUGUAUACCUACCUAUUUUACCACUUUGCCUUUUGUGUUUUACAGCACCAGCAUAGGGCUCGACAAUAUUGCCUAAAUUUCUACUGCCGAUAUUCUUCUAAAUUUCAGGCAAUGCGGUAUAAAUCGCAAUAAUCAGUCCUUACAGAAAAACUAGUGUUUUUGUGAUUGUUGCGGGCAAAAAUCCUUGAUCUUGCGGCACGUUUUCUUGAAAAAUGCGACGGAAUAUGCCGGAUAUUUAUGCAAUUUGAUGCAAUGAAAUUGCGGGAACUUGCAAAAAUUGUGUGAACUUGCAAAAACUGUUUGCAGCUUUUCAAUGAUGUUCAUGUCACAUAAUCACAUCACUUCAUAACGUUACCAUGGAAACAGAGGACAUGGCUGCACUUGUGUGAAGUAAAUGCUAAAUUUUCUGCUAAGAUAUAUGUGAUUUUUGCUACGAAAAUGCGGGGGUUAUGAAAUCAUGCAAGCCCUGCAUAUUUUUUUGCGCACAGAAAUCUGCAAUUUAUGCUGCGAAAGUGCGCUGUAUUUGAAAAAAUGCAACCCCCGCAUAAAUAUGCGGACUUUGGCUGAUUAUGCGUUAAAUCAUGCGAUUGCAUGUUUUUUUGGAGGGACUGAAUAAUGGUAUGAAUGUUAAAAUUAAUGUUCUCACUCCCUAUAUGGUGUCACAUUUGGAAGCUGUGACUUGAUGCGGACUAACUCUGCACCUCCUUCUCGUACUUCUGAGUGACAGCUCUUCCCAGGGCAAACACUCCAAAGUCCAAACCAGAUAAAUCGAUCGCAUGGUGACCCCUGUUUAACACACCUUUUAGACGUGACAUGAAAAUGGCCAUGGGACCCUGUAAUGUAUAUCGAAAUAUGGCAAAUUUGUUUAGAAACCAUAUCGCCGCUAUUGGGAAUAUACAGUGAUAUUGAAUAAUUUGAAUUAUUGUCCAGCCCUACACCAGCACAAAACCAAAUUACAUUUUUUUGUGUAACAAGGGAUGUGCUUACACAUCAUAGCGCAGACCAUCAUGAUAAUUCAUCAAAUCUAAGAGCUGAGAUUCAGCAUUAGAUCCGUCUAACUAUACCUGUCUACUAAUAUUUAUGCUCAGAAUGCUCAUUGCUGCUAAGCAUCCUGGGGAUAACUGACAACAACAUUUAAUAAUGUUUGGAUUUUUUUAUGUAGUCGCUUUUUAAUUAUUUAUCACGCAGAAGUGUAUUGUUGUUAUUGUGUAUGUUAAUCACCCUUUAUUAAUCUACAUGCCUCAUGGCUCUUAGAGGGCAUCCUGUGAGAGUAGUGUUUAAGCUUCCUAAUGCUGCUUCGUCCUCAUAGAGCUCAAUGGGUAUUUGAUGCAAUCAAUACAUUUGUAGUAAUCAAAUUUCACAGGGAUUCUGUGGAAGAAAAGCUACACCAACCACACCGUUAUAGCGUUACCUGUCUAUUCUAGUCUAUUUUGAGUCUAUUUCACUACUCUGUAAUGUAUUUAACAUUUUAAUAACAACUUAAGAGUUGUCGUGCAUAAACAUGCACAAAUGUUGUCUGUAACUGUUUGUUUGUUACUUUAUUACCGUGUUAUUUGAAGCAUCAGCCUGUAAAAACAACUUGUAUAUGUUCACUCCAAGUAUGUUUAGCUUAUGUAAGGAGAAACGUGGGCUUAUACCUGACUACUUUUCCGCUUGAUCUUUCCCUGACAUGUCAAAACACAAGCUUCCAUUAUUUUCCUCUCUGGAUUUCUCCAUCUCCCUCGUUCCCUCACUCACUUUGUUUUCUUCUGUUCACAUUCAUGUCAUCUGCCCCUGUUCAUGCUGACCCAUUUCAAGCACACUUCAGUUCUCACCCACCCCAUCCUAGAGGUAUUUUAAGCAGACUCCCUCAACACCCAGCAACCUUGAACCAGUGAAUUCGUUCAGCCUGCACAUGUGUGAUGGUCGACAGCAUGCUGGCUUUGAUAGUGUCUUUAUUUGAAUUAGGUCUGGCCCUCUCUUUUUGGCACUUAUAUUGACUGUACUAAUUUUCCUUGCGGUGCAAAAUCUAUUGAGCCUCCAAAAUGUUAAGUUUCAUUAAUGUUGUAUGGGAUCAUUUUUGCUUUGUAGGCAGAACUUCCAAUUUGAUUUGGGCGAUUGAACAAAUAGAUACAACAUCAUCACUCAGCAGUGUGUUUACACGGUAUACUGCUGUGUACAUUUUGUAUUUAUAGUAUUACCGUGUUCUUGAAAUGAGAAUUGCUUUGUUAUUUUAAGAUCGGGUCUGAUUUGAGUGUUUGAGGCUUAUGUGUCUUUUUUUGGUCUUUAUCUAUGUUUUUGUGAUUGAGUUAAGCCUGGCUGAAGAAAAGCUUUAAAUACAGAGGGAAAACAACAAUAUUCUUCUACUGCUGAUUGCAGCAUAUGAGAGUGAGUUUAUAAUAGAGCAGAAGUAAAACUAAUUUGCUUGCUCUGUUCAGCGUGUCAAAGCUGCUACUUUCUGUAUUUGCUGAUGACAGCCUCGAAAUAGCAACUCUUCAGUUUUACUAAUGCGCCGGGUCUCUUGUGUCGUGUUUUUUGUCAGGUGCUGUCUGUUUUUUUUAGUCUAGUUGGUUGGUAUGGGGCGUAUUCUAGUCCCAGACUAAAAUGCAUGUUAGAGUUGGUUUAUUUUAAAAACAUCUUGCACUGAAAUCUCUUACCAUAUAGCAGUGUCAUCGUUUUGUCCAAAAUGUUCACUUAUGUGUUACUGUCUUUCUGGAAUGCACGGUUGUUUGUGUUACUUACUUUAUAUGUUAUUAUUGUGUCUGCUGUGCAUGAAAAUGCAUCUCAGUGCCAUUGUGCCUACAGUAUACCUGUACAAGAAAUGAAGUAAAUGAUGGUAAAAUGCUGGAUCCUAAAGUAGCAAGUUUUGAUUGGUCAUCAUGACCUUGAAAGCACCGUUGAGCUUUUUCCUCUCGGUGGAACCAUGAGCACCGUGUUGAACAAAACAAAUAUUGUAGGUUUUUCUCAUUGCCCAAUGUGGGGUCACCUUGUUUUCCACUCCAGUCUCUCCCUUUCUCCAGCAUUUCUUUUUUGUAACUCUUAAGCAGCCGCCACAGGAGCUAGAUUACUCAUUCAUCUCAAGGGUGUUGUAUUAAACUAAGAACAGUGUGGUGUUCCUGUAUCUCCAUCAGUCAUGCAUUGUGGAGCAAGGGUUCGAUUCCCAGGGAACACAUCUCAAUGCACUGUACUGUAUGUUGCUUUGGAGUAAAGCAUCUGCAAAAACACUCUUAAUUUAGGUUUCUGUUGAAACAGCAAUCUAUACCUACCCGCAUUGGCACAGUAGCCAAAGCGUACACUGUACUGUGUUUUCCUCCUCAGAGACACGUAAAACUACAAGUAGUUAAUAAACCAACUAGUUGAUUAGUCACUGACUUUCAAGUUAAUAAUCAAGAUCUUAAGAACCGCAUCAUUGUACUGUCUCAUUUGAAGUGGUUAUGAAAUCAGUCAUCUUAAAGUCCGGUGAUCUGCCUUAAGUGCAGACUAUAAUAAUAACCACUGCAGUAUAAUUUGCAAGGGCGCUGAUGUCUGUACUGCCCUCAUUUUCACUGCAAACUUCACUGAUCUGAGUGAUACAAACUUUGAUAGGCACAGCACAAUUUUUUUUAUCCAUAUGGUUGUAGUAUAGCCUACCUCAUGCAAUCAUUCUCAUGUUUGAUCAAAGGUUAUUUGUGCUGGAGGACUAUUUCAGAAGAUUUGCACUUUAUAUUAUAGUGUAUUCAUCUGUGUGUGGGGUGCUAUGUGCAUUCAGACUAGGCUUUUUUACUAUGAUUGAUCAUAUAGGCUACCACAAGUGCAAACCUGUGUAUUAUGUAUUAUAUACUAGUAUAUACAACAUUUAUUGUACAGAGAUCAUAUUUACUUUAAACUUUUUACUUCUGAAUAUUUUUGCUUUCAAACCUCUAAAGGCUGUAUGUGGAAAUGUUGCAAUGGAAAAAAUUAAGAGUAUUUUUCUGCAGUAGUUUUAUCUCUGUGUCGACUUGUAUACAUAAAUAAAUAUUUUCUCUCUU